AUGGCCAAUACAGGCAAACCACCAGAAAUCCCCGCAGAGUUUCAAAUUUACAACUCGUACGUCGAGGAUCCCAAAUGGCAGCGCAAGUUCUCGAUUGUCUGGGCUAGUUUCUUGGGCGCCGCGAUCUUCAUAGCGCUACCGAGCCUGGUCCGACUCAUACAUAGGAGGGGAUUUGUCACCGUCUUCCGAGCAUGGUUGGGCGGGGUGAGGGAGGACAGGCAGACAAGGAGGUAUACACCCGUUGACGACCACUCAGACGUACAUCAAAGCAAAUCGGAGGGGCAUCGUGCAACGCUCUCUAGGAGGAGCGCUUUCUUGAACAGAAUACGGUCGUUGAUGCUGUUAACGCCGCCUGGGAUCGAGUUGAACGUCGUGCAACUCACCUUGAUCAUUGGAUACAUAGUAUUGGUCGUCGUGUGUAUUGUCACAGAUGCCCAGCUCAUCGAGAAUUCCAAUCGUGCUGGUUUCAUCGCCAUCGCCCAAUUACCCCCAGUAUUCCUCUUCGCAUCCAAGAACUCCAUUCUCUCCCUCCUAUUCGGCCCAGGCUAUGGAUAUGAGAAGCUCAACUUCCUCCACAAAUGGUCGGCGCGCUCGCUGUUCCUAGCGGCGGUCCUCCACGGCGCCCUCUGGAUACGCAACCACCUUGAGUGGAAUCUCCCUAUCCUUGGCGAGCAGAAGGAGACGACAGGCGUUGCCGCCCUAGGUGUGCUCUGCGUUCUGGUGAUCUCGUCGCUGCGGCCGCUUCGCAGGAGGUGGUAUCAGUUCUUUUUCAUCAUUCAUGUGCUGGGCUUCGUGUCGUUCUUUGUGACGCUGUGCUACCAUACGAUAUACGCUUCGCCGUGGAUAUUCCCGCCGCUAGCGUUGUACGGAUUCGAUAUCCUGCUACGGCUGUUCCGAUACCGCAUCAAGGACGCAGAGCUGGUACCCGUAGGCAACCAGAUGACCAUUAUAAACAUACGGGACUGCACCGAUGGGUGGUUACCGGGCCAACACGUCAGGCUCCGUAUUUUCUUCUCUGGGAGAAUAUUCGAAUCGCAUCCACUAACCAUUAUGACCAACCCGAGUUCGGUCGGCGUCGUGGGGAAGAAGAGCAGCAGCGGCGUGGAGGAGGAAGAUGGGGACAAGAUGGAGGGCAUGGUCCUCGGCGCGAGGGUAUGUGGUGACUGGACCCGAGCAGUGAACGAGUACGCCUUGAAAGAGGGAGAGAGGGUCCGGCGUAUCUCCUCGGCAAACGAGAAGGACGUCUCCCACUCCCCUACUCCUUUACCACCCGCGACACCAAUCCCCAUUCAAGUCAUGAUUGACGGGCCGUACGGCGGGUGUUCGAUCGAUCUGGGCGAGUAUGAGAGCGUGUUGCUAGUUGCGGGAGGUAGUGGCGCCACGUUCACCAUCAGCAUGCUAGACGAUAUCGUCAAACGCUGCGCCGGCGUGAGGAAAGGCGAGAAGACGAAGAGGAUUGAAUUUGUUUGGUGUGUCAAGUCGUUUGGCUCGAUCAACUGGUUCGCAGCGUUAUUGGCGCCCAUAGCUGAGCUCGCUGCCGCCUCAUCGGGGCUCGAGCUGCACAUCACGAUCUUCGUAACGUGCCUCUGCGACCCGGAAAGCGUGCCCGACAUCCCCAACAUGGACGUCAUACUUGAACGCCCCGACGUAUACAAGCUUUUGGAGGCGUUGAUCACUCCCCCCUCUUCUAUACCUGCGACUUCUGCUGGACAUAGUGCCGAGGAUGGUGAAGUAGACGCCGCCAUUGACCUCGAGGCACGAGCGUCACAAUCCCCUCAUCAUCAUCAUUACCCACCUGCAACCUCUAAGAAGCCCUCCACGCUGCGUUGGGUAGGGCCCGGCGGCGGGAUAGGUAUCUGUGCGAGCGGUCCGGAGAGCCUCACGCGGGAGGCUGCGAAUGCCGUCGCGAGACUCGGGCUGAGGAAAGGAAACCAGGUGGGCGGCGUCGGAUUGCAUACUGAGUUGUUCGCGAUGUAA
This is a messenger RNA of Pleurotus ostreatus (oyster mushroom), 1977 nucleotides long. RefSeq lists its product as uncharacterized. The coding region runs from base 1 to 1977 and encodes 658 amino acids. Gene Ontology annotation, cellular component: plasma membrane. The record is from RefSeq and is a predicted model, not a curated record. The transcript has 7 exons. Gene Ontology annotation, biological process: intracellular iron ion homeostasis; copper ion import; iron ion transport. NCBI's taxonomy places the organism in Eukaryota, Fungi, Basidiomycota, Agaricomycetes, Agaricales, Pleurotaceae. Gene Ontology annotation, molecular function: ferric-chelate reductase activity.